AUGGCUCAGACUCAGAUCUCUCGGAGUUCGGAGAGCGACGCCUGGGCGCUUCUCUCGCUAAAGGCGCCGCCUUCGCCCUCAAAGGUACAGUGGGCUCAGGAGCCGGCUCCCAUAGCAAUCGCCCGUCUAGAUGGCCGCGACUUUGAGUAUCUCAUCCGGCAGAAGAAAGUGAUUAUCGGUAGAAAUUCUAGUCGAGGACAGGUCGAUGUGAAUAUGGGUCACUCCAGUUUCAUAUCCCGGCGUCAUUUGGAACUAUUCUAUGAUCACCCGGAGUUCUACCUGACGUGUAACAGUAAGAACGGCGUGUUGGUGGACGGGGUGUUCCAGCGGAAGGGAGCCGCUGCGAUGUUGCUACCAAAAAGGUCAGUACUCUAUAGAUAA
Pieris macdunnoughi is the source of this 381-nucleotide messenger RNA. The record is from the annotation of a GenBank genome assembly. NCBI's taxonomy places the organism in Eukaryota, Metazoa, Arthropoda, Insecta, Lepidoptera, Pieridae.